UGCGAACACCGAGGAAAUCCACCCUAAAACUUGUUUACUCUCACUCCGGGUGUGUUCACCUUUAAAUGCCCGCUGAGAGGAGAGAGAUCACCAGACAUCGGAGGAGACGCUCGGCCUCAACACCUCACAUCCACGGGGCCAAAAUGGACUGAUAACGCGUCACCGUGUGGGGCGAUGUUCAGAUUUGUUCGCCAUGGAAACGGACAUGACACCAAAAUUCUCCUCAAAAGACGAGGAAAUUGACUUCUGGAAGGCUCUUUCUCUGAAGUACAAGGAAAGCUGCCAGGAGGCUCGGGAGGAGCUGCUGGAGUUCCAGGAGGGGAGCAGGGAGCUGGAGGCCGAGCUGGAGGCGCAGCUGAGCCAGGCGGAGUACCGCAUGAAGGACCUGCAGUCGGAGAACGGCCGUCUGAGGAACGAGGUGGAGACGCUGAAGGAGAGGUUUGAGCAUCAGUACGCUCAGAGCUACAAGCAGAUCUCCGUGCUGGAGGACGACCUCGGGCAAACGCGCAGCAUCCGGGAGCAGCUGCACAAAUACGUGCGGGAGCUGGAGCAGUCCAACGACGACCUGGAGAGAGUCAAGAGAGCGACCAUCGUGUCUCUGGAGAACUUGGAGCAGCGUCUGAACCAGGCGAUCGAGAGGAACGCCUUCCUGGAGAGCGAGCUGGAUGAGAAGGAGUCGCUUCUGGAGUCUGUGCAAAGAUCAAAGGAUGAAGCCAGAGACUUGCGGCAGGAGCUGGCCGUGCGCGAGAGGCAGUCGGACGUGACGAGGAUGUCGGCUCCCAGUUCGCCCACAGAGGAGAACGAGAAGAUGGACACGGCGGUCCAAGCCUCCGUCUCGCUGCCGGCGACCCCGCUGAGCCAAAGUCUGGACAACGCCUUCGCCAACCCGACAGUUCUGUCGAACGGCUUCGGCAGCAACUCUCCGCUGACUCCGUCCGCCAGAAUAUCGGCGCUCAACAUCGUCAGCGAUUUGCUCCGGAAAGUCGGGGCUCUGGAGUCGAAGCUCGCCGCUUGCAGGAACUUCGCCAAGGACCAGAAAGCCCGGAAGGCGUUCGCCCUCGACAACAGCAACGCGCUCAACGCCAACACGACCGGCUACUCGCAGUCGCUCCACACGGCGUACUACGACAAAGCCCGCACCGUGAACGGGCUGACGGCCAUCACCGCGCCGCCCGCCUCCUCCCCGGGCUUCGGGCCGCUCGCCGUGUGACUGCGGAGCCCCGCCUCCCCCAGGGGGCCCCGCCCUCCCCCAGGGGGCCCCGCCCUCCCCCAGGGGGCCCCGCCUCCCCCAGGGGGCCCCGCCUCCCUCAGGGGGCCCCGCCUCCCCCAGGGGGCCCCGCCCCUCGUCUGUACAUCUCACCUGUUUCUGCUGUUUGCUCACCGGCUUCCACUCAAAGACAUAUUUUAAAAGAUUCCUCCAGGAGCUCAACCCUGAUUCGUGAAACGUGUGCACCAUAUACUACAAUUUUAAAUAUUAUGCAAUUAAAAUGUUUUUUUGUUGUUGUUUUGUUUCCACGACUUUAAACGAGCAAUAACUUCAGUUGAGGCCACAGUUAAAAUAACCGGUUUAAUGUGUGUUCCUGGGUCAACGUGCGCCACGUGGAUCAAUUAUGGAUGUUUUUCAAAAUGUCCGACGUGCGUCAGAGGUUUGAAUGUUUUAAAAUGUUAUUUAAGCCUCUGAUCUUUAUUGCAUUUGGUUUUCAGAGCUUUGAAGAAGGGAAGAGAGUCUUUGCGUCUUCGCCGUGAGUCAAACACCCUCUGAGCUGCGUGACGACGUGCACAUUAUUGGUCAUAUUGAUCGUCAUCGAUAAGACGACCUGCUGCUUGUGGGCGUGUCCCAGACCAGCUGGUCUUCUGUCGUCAGAAAUGUUUUAUCUUUAUUUGAAAAGCUUUUUGAUUUUAUGACGCAACACUUUUCACACAAGUCGACUCACUUUAUUUUAUUUUAUUUAAUUAAUGUGCAAUAUUGCCUGUUUUUGUUAUAUUUUGUGGGUUUUAAUGUAUUUCAGAUUUCUAUUAUUGGCAUGUUUUAAAAUAAAAUGUGUGAUUAAACUCCA
Molecule: messenger RNA, 2057 nt
Organism: Cyclopterus lumpus (lumpfish)
Lineage: Eukaryota; Metazoa; Chordata; Actinopteri; Perciformes; Cyclopteridae
Gene: ndel1a
Product: nudE neurodevelopment protein 1-like 1a
Exons: 10
Coding region: 194-1210 (338 amino acids)
Biological process (GO): vesicle transport along microtubule; centrosome localization; regulation of neuron projection development
Cellular component (GO): kinesin complex; centrosome; kinetochore
Molecular function (GO): microtubule binding
Source: RefSeq, a predicted model, not a curated record